Messenger RNA from Ramularia collo-cygni, 2295 nucleotides. Its product is annotated as related to pseudouridine synthase TruD/Pus7. The transcript has a single exon. Gene Ontology annotation, molecular function: pseudouridine synthase activity; RNA binding. The record is from RefSeq and is a predicted model, not a curated record. Gene Ontology annotation, biological process: pseudouridine synthesis. Bases 1 to 2295 code for a protein of 764 amino acids. NCBI's taxonomy places the organism in Eukaryota, Fungi, Ascomycota, Dothideomycetes, Mycosphaerellales, Mycosphaerellaceae. Gene Ontology annotation, cellular component: nucleus.
AUGUCGGUAGCUGAUGAGAUUGCUCACAAUGCCGAUGUUGUCCGAAGUCAAGUUGCGCAGGAACAAGCAGUCGGCAUUUCCGUCUUUGUGACACGCGAUGCGCCAGGCUUCACAUGCAUUGUCAAGCAGCGAUAUACCGAUUUCUUGGUCAACGAAGUUCUGCCCAACGGCGAAGUACUUCACCCACAGGAAUCCAAUGGUCAGGAGCGGAAGAGAAAACGAGCCGAAGAUGGCGAGGAAGCACAGAAAAAGGCCCGGACCGAGGAGGACGUGAAGGCGGAAGAUGUGAAGAUGGAGGAAGUGCCCGUCAAAAUUGAAGAGAUCAAGAAAGAGGUCAAGAAAGAAGAGACGUCAAGCGCGGACGAUGCUGCGGCAAAGGAGGCUGCAGUGUCCAGCAUAUCCGAUGCAGACAAAGCAGCGCUGAAUGAAGUAUUUGGCCAGCCAACCACCGACGCCAUUCUCAAUCUAUAUGCAUCCGUCCUCGCCCAUCCAACCCGGAAACCACGCGACCAUCCGUCAGUCCAGUCGGAGCCGAUUGCCGAAAAGUCGAAGCGCACCGACGCACAUCUUGUCGUCCGACGCAUCUUCAAUUCGAGGCUGGAGACACUGACGGUGCAGGACCAGGAGCGACAGUCCGGACCUCUGACCAAUAUUUCCAUUAAAGCGGCUGCCGUGAAUACUCCGCAGCAUGGAAACGGUGACACCCGACAGGCAAAGGCAAAGGCCGAGCCGCGUGGGAAGCAGGGCUGGGCGGAGUUGGGCGGAGACUAUCUUCAUUUCACUCUCUACAAGGAGAACAAGGAUACGAUGGAAGUGUUGUACUUUCUCGCUUCUCAGAUGAAGUUGCACGUCAAGAACUUUGGCUUUGCAGGUACCAAAGACCGUAGAGGUGUGACGGUGCAGCGUGUGUGUGCAUACCGUGUGAAGCAGGAGAGGAUGGAAUCGCUGAACCGCUUCGCUCGUGGCUGGCGCCUUGCCGGCCCGUGGGAGUACAAGCCGGAGGGUCUGGAGUUGGGAAUGCUGAGUGGCAACCAGUUCCUACUUACUCUCCGUGACGCUCAUUUCGAAGGAGAGCAGGCGGAUUGGAGUAUUCAGCGGAGGUUAGAGAACGCUAAGACAGCGGCAGAAGCUGCAGCUAAGAGCUUGACCACUCACGGCUACUUGAACUACUUUGGUCUGCAGAGGUUCGGCACCCACAGCACAGGCACCCACGCGGUUGGCAUGAAGAUGUUGAAGGAUGAUCUCAAGGGAGCGGUGGAGGCUAUUCUCGCGUAUGACGAGGCUCUGAUAGAGGAGAAUCAAGCUGCAGAGACUGGUGCGGAUUCCAACGGCGACAGCAACRGCAUACGAAGAAAGGUCCCACAAGAAGAUAUCCAACGCGCCACUGCGUUGCAUAACUUCCGAAAAGAUGGAAAUUCGACAAAAGCACUUUCUCUACUCCCCAAUAGAUUCUCCGCGGAACGUGGCAUGGUCACACAUCUUGGAAAGCGUGAUCGCCAGACAAACACCAGACCGAACGAKAAGGAUUGGAAGGGCGCUUUGGGAAUGAUUCAGAGGAACUUGAGACUGAUGUACGUCCAUGCCUAUCAGAGUUUUGUCUGGAACACUGUCGCCGGAAAGCGCUGGGAGACUCUAGGGAACAAAGUCGUAGAGGGUGAUCUUGUGGUGGUGGGCGAGAAGGAGCAGCAAGAGGGUGCUCCUGUCGCUGAUGGUAUCAAGAGGGAAGAAUUUGAUGAGGCCGGUGAACCGAUCAUUCAUCCAAAAGCCGCAGAUCCAUCAGGUGCCAGCUCAGCGCCAACAUCCGACGAUCCUUUCGUUCGUGCUCGACCUCUCAGCAAGWUCGAGGCCGAAAGCGGCCGCUAUACGAUCUUUGAUGUCGUACUUCCGCUCCCUGGCUUUGAUGUCAUCUACCCUUCCAACGAGAUUGGCAAAUUCUACGUAGACUUCAUGGCGUCCGAGGCUGGCGGAGGUCUGGACCCCUACAAAAUGCGUCGCUCCUGGAAGGAUAUUUCUCUUUCCGGCAGCUAUCGCAAGCUUAUGACCCGACCUCUUGGUGCCGUGGAGGCGGAAGUUCGGAGCUAUAGCGCCGUGGAGGAGCAGAUGGUGCAAACCGAUUUAGAGAAACUGGAUGGCAAGGCGCCGCCUUCAAAAAUCAGCAGCGAUAGCGAUGAUAAGAUUGCCGUGCUGUUGAAGCUCAAGCUCGCGAGUAGUCAGUACGCGACCAUGGCGUUGAGGGAGCUCACAAAGGGUGGUGCAGUGGGCUAUCGGCCGGAUUACUCGACGGCGAAUAAGUAG